CUGAGACUCUAAGCUUAUUGGAGGGCCAUCUUGCCUUACGGCUCCAGGCCGCUUUUUACGGCUUUUUCCGGCUUGCCAUUCACAUCGCUGUGAAGAUGGCGUCGGGCAGCGGGACAAAAAACUUGGACUUUCGCCGAAAGUGGGACAAAGAUGAAUACGAGAAGCUCGCCGAGAAGAGGCUCACGGAAGAGAGAGAAAAGAAGGAUGGAAAACCGGUGCAGCCAGUCAAGCGAGAGCUUCUGCGGCAUAGGGACUACAAGGUGGACCUGGAAUCUAAGCUUGGAAAGACAAUUGUCAUUACCAAGACCACCCCACAGUCUGAGAUGGGAGGAUAUUACUGCAAUGUCUGUGACUGUGUGGUGAAGGACUCCAUCAACUUCCUGGAUCACAUAAAUGGAAAGAAACAUCAGCGAAACCUGGGCAUGUCUAUGCGUGUGGAACGUUCCACCCUGGAUCAGGUGAAGAAACGUUUUGAGGUCAAUAAGAAGAAGAUGGAAGAGAAGCAGAAGGAUUAUGAUUUUGAGGAAAGGAUGAAGGAGCUCAGAGAAGAGGAGGAAAAGGCCAAAGCGUACAAGAAAGAGAAACAGAAGGAGAAGAAAAGGAGGGCCGAGGAGGACUUGACAUUUGAGGAGGAUGAUGAGAUGGCAGCUGUGAUGGGCUUCUCUGGCUUUGGUUCCACCAAGAAGAGUUAUUGAGGCAUUGAGGCUUUCUAUGCUUGGCCUAAUUUUGGCCUAUGCUGGACCUAACUAUGUGUGUGUGUUAGGGGGGUGGGAGACAGGUCAUUCUUUUUGGGCACUGGGAAAGUCCCUACGAGUGUCAAUGGGGAGGAUGUUUAUGGUUUCCCUCUACUUUGGGAGAGGGCACAGGAGACAGAGGUAAUGAAAGCUGUGGCAUAUUCUUUCAGCCUCAGUAUAUCACUGGAGUCACAGGACCUCUACUCACCUAAGUUCCCAAUAAAGGAAAACCUCCCCUUCUGAGACUGCUUUCCUGAAAUCCCCCUGCAUCUUUCCCUCUUCAUCUGUCCAUUCUCUUGUCUGAGCAUCCUACCUUUAUCCUGUGUUCUGCCUUGGUUUUGAUUUUGACUCUUGUUCAGCCUGCAACAGAAGCAUUCUCUGGGUUCCCAGUUUCCAGUUCAACGGCAUAUCCUCGACCAGCUUCCUCCUCUCAUCCUGCCCUAUGGUUCUCUUGCCACCUGUGCAUGCAUGUGUACUUCUGCCUGGGUCAGUGGUAUGUGUGAAUACGUGUGCAUGAAUCUGUCACACAGAAGGGGCCGGAGCUAGAAUCUCCGAGCAUUGCUGCCCUGGGGCCUGAUGUUCUUGGCUUCCUCAGAGCAUGUAACAGAAAAUUAAAUGGGAUGAGUGUUUGGUGUGGUUUGUGUCUGGUGUGGUUUGUGUCUGGUGAGUUUUUAACAUUCAGAUGUAGAUUGUUUCAACUUCUCCUGUUUGUUUCAUUUUACUGAGGUUGUCUCUGUUUUUGUCUUCCUGUGAGCAGACUCUUGGAAGAAACUGAUGCAAAAAAGAAGAUGAAAAAACAAAACCCAAACCUCACUAUGGGAUUCCUUGGGUCUUAGAGACUGUUUGACAUGUAUAAUAAAUGACAUUGACUGGGCCUGUUGCAUAUUUGGUGGAAACAUUCCAUAUUCUUUCCUGUGUUUUUUGUUUUGUUUUGUUUUUACUUUUCACACUGAGGAUUUCGAUAUAGAGCAUUUUCUUCUCCUUUUAUUUGGCCCCUGUGGCUUUUUAAAAUUUUAUUUUUGCCCAGGUUCCUUCGGCAUGAGUUGUGUUUUCCUCUGAUACAAAAUCUGUCCAGAGGAGUCUGGACAAAACUAUUUCUAUAAUAUCAGCCUCCUUUAAUCUUUUUAUGGAACAGCAGAGCUCAGAGUUGAACUUCGUGGUUUUGUUUUUUUUUUUACUGUCUGCAGUUGUGCUAGGCACAGGGUCACUUAAUCUUGGCACUUGACAUUUUGGUUUGGAUAAUUCUUUGUUGUGGGGGCAGGGCUAUAUGUUGUAGGAUGUCUAGCUGCAUCUCUGGUUUCUACCUACUAGAUGCUAGUAGCAUCCCCUUCCACAGUGUGACAACUAAAAAUGUCUAUGUGCCCUAUGAGGAGACAAAAAUCUCCCCUUGACUCCCAUUGAGAACCACUUGAUAAGAGACUAGAUGGCACAGACUGGUUAAAAGCAGUCCCACAAAAUCUCUGUAUCCCUGAGAUAAGGUACUGUGCCAGGUCUAGGGGAUGCAGAGGAAAAAAACCAGACACAAAAGUGUUAUUGUUACAGGAAUCUCAGCAGAUGAAUUCUAUACUUUUGCUGGCUCUGUACCCUGAAAAAAGGGAUCUAUUUGGGUUAAGGCUGCCGCCAUGUGGCUUGUUUUCUUUCUCUGCCCCAUCUAGUUCCUCACCUUUGUAUAGCAUCUGAAUCUCUGUGGGUCCUGCAAAGCACCAUUUGGGCUUUUGUACAAAUUUCCUUAUUGUCAGGCAUGCCUUUUACCUAAUAAAUUUCUGAUGCUGUGUCUUAUCA
Messenger RNA from Carlito syrichta (Philippine tarsier), 2516 nucleotides. RefSeq names its product zinc finger matrin-type 2 (gene ZMAT2). Gene Ontology annotation, biological process: mRNA splicing, via spliceosome. The transcript has 6 exons. Lineage: Eukaryota; Metazoa; Chordata; Mammalia; Primates; Tarsiidae. The record is from RefSeq and is a predicted model, not a curated record. Gene Ontology annotation, cellular component: spliceosomal complex; U4/U6 x U5 tri-snRNP complex. Gene Ontology annotation, molecular function: zinc ion binding; nucleic acid binding. Bases 96 to 695 code for a protein of 199 amino acids.